AUGGAUUCAAUUGUUUCAAACCAUACUCGGGAACUUGUUGACUUACCAAAGGGAUCAAGGCCCGUUGGAUGCAAGUGGGUGUUUAAAAAGAAAUAUCAUAGUGAUGGUACCUUAAACACUUAUAAGGCUAGAUUAGUGAUAAAAGAAUUUAGACAAAAGGAAGGUAUAGAUUAUUUUGACACAUAUGCACCAGUAGCAAAGACAACCACAAUUAGACUGUUAUUUGCCUUAGCCUCUUUAAAUGACCUUAUAGUUCAUCAGAUGGAUGUUAAAGCAACAUUCCUAAAUGGAGAUCUUGAUGAGGAAAUCUACAUGGAACAACCAGAAGGCUACGUGCUUCCUAGAAAUGAACUAAAGAAUGGGCAGGUGAUGGCUUAUGCUUCUCUGCAAAUAAAGAUUCACGAUAGGAAUUAUCCUACACAUGAUUUGGAGUUAGCUAUGGUUGUUUUUGUUCUGAAGACUUGGAGGCACUACUUAUAUGGUUCCAGAUUUGAAGUUUUCAGUGAUCACAAAAGUUUGAAUUAUCUCUUUGAUCAGAAGGAACUUCACAUGCGACAAAGGAGAUGGAAAUAUUUUCACAUACCGACGAUGAUGGUCAGAGAGCUAGAACUAAUUGAACACUUUAGAGAUUUGAGCUUAGUAUGUGAAGUGACUUCGAAUAGUGUGAAAUUGGGCAUGCUGAAGCUAACCAUUGGUUUUCUUGAAGAGAUCAAAGAGAAACAAAGUUUGGAUUUGGCUUUGGUUGAUCGACAAACAUUAGUUGGUCAAGGCAACAAUAAGGAUUUCCAAAUUGAUGAGAAUGGAAUUCUGAAGUUUCGAGGCAGAGUUUGUGUAUCUGGUAUGCCAGAGUUUAAGAGGAUGAUCUUAGAGGAGAGUCAUCGAAGCAGUUUGAGUAUUCAUCCAGGAGCCACCAAGAUGUAUUAG
This is a messenger RNA of Lathyrus oleraceus (garden pea), 924 nucleotides long. RefSeq lists its product as uncharacterized. The record is from RefSeq and is a predicted model, not a curated record. Bases 1 to 924 code for a protein of 307 amino acids. The transcript has 3 exons. Lineage: Eukaryota; Viridiplantae; Streptophyta; Magnoliopsida; Fabales; Fabaceae.